Messenger RNA from Eimeria necatrix, 594 nucleotides. RefSeq lists its product as hypothetical. The record is from RefSeq and is a predicted model, not a curated record. The transcript has a single exon. Lineage: Eukaryota; Apicomplexa; Conoidasida; Eucoccidiorida; Eimeriidae. Bases 1 to 594 code for a protein of 197 amino acids.
AUGAAAUGCUUCACCAACGCGUGGCGUCUGGAGUGUAUAGACACCUGCUGCGCUGCUGCUGCCUUUUCUUUUUUUUCCUUUUCUUUUUUCUUCUCCACAUUUAUGUCUUCUUGCCUUCCAGCCAGCAACGCAGCAUCCCCAUUUGCUGCUGCUGCUGCUGCUGCUGCUGCUGCAGGUGCUGCUGCUGCUGCAGCAGCAGCAGCAGCUGCUGCUGCUGCCCUCUCAUUUGCGUCUCCUCGGUCUUUGGCCGCUUCUCUGCUGCAGCCUUCCAGCCAGUGCGGCGCUGCGCGAGUCGCAAAAUUCCUCCGCUGCUGCUGCUGCUGCUGCUGCUGCUGCUGCUGCUGCUGCUGCUGCUGCUGCUGCUGCUGCCGCUGCUGCUGCAGCUCAAGUCGGCGAGGUGUACGUACACCUGAGACCGCAGGGAAAGGCGGAAGGGGCUGCAGGACUGCAGGAUUUAAUUUGGAGAAUUUUUUUGCGGCUUGCUGCAGCCAGAGCGCCAUGCUGGGGCUUCCAUUGAGUCUGGCUGUGGCUGGGGGGCAGGGGCGGGGAAAAGAGGAGUUUUUGAGUUUAAAUGAGGAGAAAAAGUGGAAAUAA